This is a messenger RNA of Cyprinodon variegatus (sheepshead minnow), 1982 nucleotides long. It is a transcript of the gene fbln7, whose product is annotated as fibulin 7. The coding region runs from base 206 to 1540 and encodes 444 amino acids. The record is from RefSeq and is a predicted model, not a curated record. The transcript has 8 exons. NCBI's taxonomy places the organism in Eukaryota, Metazoa, Chordata, Actinopteri, Cyprinodontiformes, Cyprinodontidae. Gene Ontology annotation, molecular function: calcium ion binding.
GAGCUCAGAGAGGCUGGGAUAAACUUUCCAAGAGGACAGACGAGGAAAAAAAGCGCAUCUCUGUUUCGGACACCUGAUGGGCAUCGUCUCAUAUUUGAACCGUCUCAUUGUCUUUAUGCGAAUUUGUUUAGGAUAAUGAAAAACGGAAGUCGCACAAUUAUUUAAAGGGACAUCGACAGGAACUGCAGGUUUUGUUUUUUCAGAAAUGGCUUUGUCUAUUAGAAGCAGGUGUUUGAUUUUGCUGUGUUUGACAACUCUUCACUACGGUCAUGCAGCUCUUCAGCAGUCCUGCAUGGAUAAGCACCAGGUGGUCGGGGUGCUGCGUCAGAUGGAGAAGUUCUUGAAAGGCCAGGAGAUUCGGUUUACAGAGGGUCUCCGGAUAAUGAAGUCAAAACUGGCAUCACUUCAGAACUCUGUGUCCAAGUUACCUCAAGCUGAUCAGUCGGCUGCUCCGACCACCUGCCCCUCCUUAGAAGCCCCUGCUCAUGGAACAAAAUUCGGCUCAAAGCAUUUUGUUGGGCAUGAAGUCCAUUUCACUUGCUCACAGGGGUUCCAGCUUAUCGGUUCUUCUACCCGGGUUUGUCGAGACAAUGGCACCUGGUCUGGUGUCAGUGCAAUUUGUAAAGAUAUAAGUGAGUGUGUGAGUAACCCCUGCCAAAAUGGAGGUACGUGUGUGGAAGGUGUAAACCAAUACAAAUGCACCUGCCCCCAUAACUGGAGCGGCUCCCACUGCCAGCACCAAACCCAAACUGCACCGCCCGAAUGGAGUGUGAUGAACGAUCCGGCGUUUAGUCGGAGACCUCGCUGUGCCCAAAUCAACCAAGCCCAGCACUGCAGCUGUGAUGCAGGCUUCCACAUGAGUGGCACGUCUGACAACAGCAUCUGCCAGGAUGUUAAUGAAUGUGAAGUGUAUCGGUUGGACCAAGGAGGGAAACUCUGCUUCCAUGAGUGUGUGAACAUCCCUGGGUCAUACCACUGCUCCUGUCCUGUUGGUUACAAGUUACUUCCAGAUGGGCGGACCUGUGAAGAUGUGGAUGAGUGUUUAAGCCAGAAGCAUAACUGUAGCAGAGGUACGUCUUGCAUCAACACUGGGGGAAGCUUUCGAUGCGUCAACCCUGAGUGUCCCCGUUCCCAUGGCAACAUCAGCUACGUCAAGACAUCUCCUUUUCAGUGUGAGAGAAACCCCUGUCCCAUGAACAGCCGCUCCUGCCAUCUGGCUCCUAAGACCCUGUCGUUCCACUACCUGUCCCUUCCCUCCAACCUGCAGACUCCUGCCACGCUGUUCCGCAUGGCAACCGCAGCCGCCCCCGGCCGCACAGGACCAGACAGCCUGCGCUUCGGUAUAGCUGGGGGGAACUCCCGAGGCAUCUUCGUCAUGCAGCGCUCAGACAGACAGACAGGUGAGCUGAUACUGGUACAGCAGCUUCGUGGGCCUCAUGAGGUCAGUGUCGAUGUGGAGAUGUCCGAAUACGCUGAUCGCAGCUUUCAGGCCAAACACGUUGCAAAAGUCCACAUUCUAGUUUCGCCUUAUAAUUUCUGAGGGUGAACCUGGAGGAGAAGCACAGCUCAAAGAACUUUGCAGGAACAAGGAAGAGCGCACAAAGGCCACCAAGGUGGAAAAGAAAAUGUGUAAGCCGUCACACAUGCUUUAAUACAUCUUUCUAAUAUGGUCUAAAAAUGAGGGCUGGUUGUUGUACACUGUCAUAAAAAAAUAUACAUAUCCUCUUUUGUUGCUUAUUUGGUGCAAAUAAAUGUUUCAGGUCAUUAAUCAUUUUCUAAUGUCAGACAAAAAUCCUGUUUUCAAAUGGUGAUUUAAUAUACUAAGGGAAAAUAGCUCAACACAUUCUUUGCCCCUUUUCUAAAUCAUAAAUCAACUUUAAUUGACUAAAGAUGUAUAAGACCUAAGUUGAAUUUUACCAGCAAGUCACAGUUCAGAUAUCGGCUGUUUAUAAGGACGUGUCUCUCAAAUGAUGUAGGCUAAA